Molecule: messenger RNA, 360 nt
Organism: Monoraphidium neglectum
Lineage: Eukaryota; Viridiplantae; Chlorophyta; Chlorophyceae; Sphaeropleales; Selenastraceae
Exons: 2
Coding region: 1-360 (119 amino acids)
Source: RefSeq, a predicted model, not a curated record
AUGCUGGCUCACAAGACGACCCGCGCUGCUGCCCGUGGCAUCAAGUCCACCCACGCGCCCUCUGUACAGCGGCCACGCACCCUGCGGGUGCGUGCUGCUGCGCAGCCCGACGACGGCAGCAGCAGCAGCAGCAGUGCGCGUCCUGGCGUGGCUGCCGGCGCCAAGCCGGCGUUCCUCAGCACCGUCGACCGCAUGCUCACGCGCUACGACUUCCUCUCCACCGGCUGCGGUGCGCUGGCGGUGACCGGCUACUGCGUCAUGCGCGGCCAAGAUCCUGGCACCGCGGCCGCCAUCACCGUCACCGCCACCGUGGUCGCCCUCGUUGCGAACGAGCUCCUUUUUGACGGCCGCCAGCAGUGA